AUGGCUCUUCUAUCGCCGCCUUCUUCGCGGUACGCGUUUGAGCCGUCACUCACCACCUCCGCUAUACCGCCAAUUUCAGUGAACUCGAGCGCCGCCAGUGCCGCCAGUGCCACCGGCAGCGCAAGUGUAAGCGCAACGAGCACCGUCAACGGCGGACCUUAUGAUAUGCCUCCAUUCGAGCCGAAAACUCAGGCGCUUUUGCAGAACUUCACCGUUGACCUUCGCACUUUCACUAACUGGAUCUCCAACCUGAAACUCGAACAACAGAAGACCGUCAUGGACGUUUUCCUCGACAGCCUUCCCGACGCGGUGGUAAAGUACGUCUAUGAGAAGGCCGCCAAUGCCGCCGGCUCCGCGGAUCUGAACUCUGCAAACGUCGCUGCCGCAGGUGCCGCAGGUACCGCGGGCACCAUCAAGUUUUCACCACCAAUGAGCUCGGCACCGAUCCAGCCGCGCACCAGACCCGUAUCGCCGCUUCUCAUGCUUAAUGGAGACAGCUUCGGAGGUCCAGGUUCGGCGGAGGCUGCCAAUUCUCCGCUCUUUUCGUCGAUCCUGCGCAGCCCGCGAUUGACCGCUAUUGGAAGCCCCGCGGGAAUUUCAAGUCCUUCAGGAAUCGCGUCGCCGAUGCGCAUUGGUUCUCCCGUCAUGGCCUCUCUUAUGGAGUUUGCAUCUCCUAUAGCCAGGCCGCAGUCCGCCGGGCUCACACACACCUCCAACACCGCCAAUGCUGCUGGCGCCCCCGGUGCCGCGAAUCCUGCCAUCGGAGCGGGGAGCUUCUACAACAACCGCGCCAAUGCGGCGGCCAACUCUUUCUACGGCGGGGCAAUUUCGCCGCUACCAACUACGCCGUCUGCGCAGCCUCUGUUCCGCGUGUUCUCUUCGGAUUUGGACCCGACAGGCUUCCAGAGACGAACGCGGGACUUCUUUGAGGACGGCUCCAAUGCGGACGUCGGUGCACAGCAGUUCGGCUUGACUUCUACGACAGAUUUUGCGGGACAAAAUGCGUUCAAGUUGAAUCACUCUUUGAAAACGAUCACCAGGAAGCAGCCACUGCAGUCGCAAGCACCGCAGGCACCACAGCCACCACAGGGACCGCUGCAGUCACAGCUUGUCCAACGCACCGUUCCACAAUCACCUACAGGAAUUAGUGACGGCGGUGGCGGUGGCGGUGGUGACGGCGGUCGCGAAGCGGAUCCUCUGGACUCUAACGAUCGCGGUCGGGCCGGCCUGGCGGGCCGCAGUACGACGGGGAUCCAGACUGCUCACUCCGCUCUCGCGCGGGCGGGACAAUCAUUGUCGGUUCCGCCUAUCAGUCGGCUAAAGAGAGUCGAGCACAGCUCUAUCGAGAGUAGCGGUGUCGGCGUUGGCGCCGGCCGUGCCGCAACUUCUGAAGAGGCACCUGGCGGAGCAUCUGGCGGCAUCUCAAUCUCGCCGCCUUCCGUCGUGAAAUCCGCGGCUCCCCAAGAUAUAGCGUCGCGUCGACUCCUCGAAAACAUCCCUCUAUGGCUAAAGACCCUUCGGUUGCAUAAAUAUACAGAGAACUUGAAGAAGCUGCAAUGGAAACAGAUGAUUGAACUUAGUGACAGCCAAUUGGAACAACUGGGUGUCAGCACCGUUGGAGCCAGAAACAAGUUGCUGAAGUCGUUUGCCUAUGUAAAGGAGAAUUUGCAUGAAUAG
Molecule: messenger RNA, 1677 nt
Organism: Brettanomyces nanus
Lineage: Eukaryota; Fungi; Ascomycota; Pichiomycetes; Pichiales; Pichiaceae
Exons: 1
Coding region: 1-1677 (558 amino acids)
Biological process (GO): nuclear-transcribed mRNA poly(A) tail shortening
Cellular component (GO): P-body
Molecular function (GO): translation repressor activity; protein binding; mRNA binding
Source: RefSeq, a predicted model, not a curated record